AUGAAGAAUACAAACGGGCUUCCCUGGUGUCUCAGUGGUGAAGAAUCUGCCUGCCAAUCCAGGAGAGCUGGCUCUGAUCCCUGUCCGGGAAGAUCCCACCUGCUGUGGAGCAACGAAGCCCAGGUGCCGCACAACCGGGCCAGUGCCCCAGGGCCUCGGACCAGAGCUGCAAGCCCUGAGCCCAAGAGCGGCAGCAUCCGCAGUCACCCCAGUCAGGGCUCCCGAGAAGCCCGUCCAUCACAACUAGAGAAGAGCCCCACUGUCCGCAGCAAGAGAGAAGCCCGGAGCAGCAGUGAAGACGCAGCACAGACAGAAAUGCAUAAACAAAUGCGUACUUUUUAA
Molecule: messenger RNA, 342 nt
Organism: Rangifer tarandus platyrhynchus (Svalbard reindeer)
Lineage: Eukaryota; Metazoa; Chordata; Mammalia; Artiodactyla; Cervidae
Source: the annotation of a GenBank genome assembly